AUGGAGAAUCUAGACGACGAAUUGAGUCAAAUGCAAGGUGAAGAUUUUGCUGGAUUAGCUGAAUCCAUGGUGGAAUUCGUCGAGCGUCGAACCAAACUCAUAGUAGGUCCGAUCCAUCGACCACCGUUUCUAACGAAGACGCAGAUCUGUGUAAUCGUAGCUUUGAUUAUAAUCUCGACUUUGAUUCUCAUCAAGAAGAUUCUUAAAGGAGAAACGCUUCUACAUGAUCGGAGAGUUUGGUUAUCCGGCGCCGUUUUCGUUUACUUCUUUAGUGUUGCAGGGACGAUGCAUAACAUUGUCAGAGAAGUGCCUUUAUUUGUUAGAGAUCAUGAAGAUGAGAUUAAGAACCUCAAUGAGSAAAGGAUGUUUAUGGUUUUGGCUKUGUUUAUAUKGUUCUGGYCUGUGAWGAAAGUUGUUUACUUGGAUAAUUGGAAGACUGAUUAUGAGAUUUACCCUUAUUGGCCAUCAAGAUGGCAAUGA
Molecule: messenger RNA, 480 nt
Organism: Arabis nemorensis
Lineage: Eukaryota; Viridiplantae; Streptophyta; Magnoliopsida; Brassicales; Brassicaceae
Source: the annotation of a GenBank genome assembly